This is a messenger RNA of Rhinopithecus roxellana (golden snub-nosed monkey), 1583 nucleotides long. Its product is annotated as phosphatidylinositol 3,4,5-trisphosphate 3-phosphatase TPTE2-like. The transcript has 16 exons. Gene Ontology annotation, molecular function: phosphatidylinositol-3,4,5-trisphosphate 3-phosphatase activity; protein tyrosine phosphatase activity. Bases 676 to 1404 code for a protein of 242 amino acids. Gene Ontology annotation, cellular component: cytosol. NCBI's taxonomy places the organism in Eukaryota, Metazoa, Chordata, Mammalia, Primates, Cercopithecidae. The record is from RefSeq and is a predicted model, not a curated record. Gene Ontology annotation, biological process: protein dephosphorylation.
UGUGUCAGAACGACUUUCCAGGUUUGAAGAUUAUGAAAAUGCUGAAUAUGUCGCUUCAUAUGACAACAAGAUUAAGAAAAUUGUUCAUUCAAUUGUAUCAUCCUUUGCAAUUGGAAUAUUUGGAGUUUUCCUGAUCUUAUUGGAUGUGGCUCUGAUCUUUGCUGACCUAAUUUUCACUGAUAGCAACGUUUAUAUUCCUUUGGAGUAUCGUUCUAUUUCUCUAGCUAUUGCCUUAUUUUUUCUCAUGGAUGUUCUUCUUCGAGUAUUUGUAGAAGGGAGACAGCAUUAUUUUUCUGAUUUACUGAACAUUUUAGAUACUGCCAUUACUGUGAUUAUCCUGCUGGUUGAUGUCAUUUACAUUUUUUUUGACGUUAAGUUUCUUAAGGAUGUUCCCAGAUGGACACGUUUAUUUCGACUUCUACGACUUAUCAUUCUGAUAAGAGUUUUUCAUCUGGCUCAUCUAAAAAGACAACUUGGAAAGCUGAUAAGAAGGCUGGUUUCAGGAAACAAAAGGCGAUACAAAAGGGAUGGAUUUGACCUAGACCUCACUUAUAUUACUGAACGUAUUAUCGCUAUGUCAUUUCCAUCUUCUGGAGGCCAGUCCUUCUAUCGGAAUCCAAUUAAGGUGAAAGAGCUUAUGAUCCUAAGCACUUCCAUAAUAGGGUCAGUAGAAUCAUGAUUGAUGAUCAUAAUGUCCCCACUCUAUGGGAGAUGGUAGCAUUCUCCAAGGAAGCAAAGGAGUGGCUGGCUCAAGAUCCUGAAAACAUCAUAGUGAUUCACUGUAAAGGAGGCAAAGGAAGAACUGGAACUAUGGUUUGUGCCUGCCUGAUUGCCACUGAAAUAUUUUUAACUGCAGAGGAAAGCUUGUACUAUUUUGGAGAACGGCGAACAGAUAAAACCAGUGGCACUAAAUAUCAGGGAGUAGAGACUCCUUCUCAGAAUAGGUAUGUUGGAUAUUUUGCACAAGUGAAACAUAGCUACAACUGGAAUCUCCCUCCAAGAAAGACACUGUUUAUAAAAAGAUUCAUUAUUUAUUCGAUUCAUGGUGUUGGAACAGGCGAUGGAUAUGAUCUAAAAGUCCAAAUAGUAAUGAAGAAAGAGAUCGUCUUUUCCUGUACUUCCUUCAACAAUUGUCGGGUAUUUCAUGACACUGAAACAGACAGGGUAAUAAUUGAUGUGUUCAACUGUCCACCUCUGUAUGAUGAUGUGAAAGUGCAAGUUUCCUCUUCGGAUUUUCCUAAAUACUAUCACAACUACCCUUUUUUCUUCUGGUUUAACACAUCUUUAAUACAAAAUAACAGGCUUUAUCUACAAAGAAAUGAAUUGGAUAAUCUUCAUAAACAAAAAACAUGGAAAAUGUAUCAACCACAAUAUGCAGUAGAGACGUAUUUUGAUGAGAAAUGACUUAGUUAUGUUGUAACUGGUAGCUGAUUAAGUAUAGUUCCCCCGCACCCCUUCUGGGAAAGAAUUAUGUUCUUUCCAACCCUGCCACAUAGUUAUAUGUUCUAAAUCUUCCUUGCUGGUACAUCUAUAUUGAUAUAUGUGUACACAUGUUCUUUAUAAAUCUAUUAAAUAUAUACAGA